UCACGAUGUUUCCUCAAGAUUACAUUGUGAUGGAUCCCCGCGCGUUGCGGGCUAUUCGAGUGCUAAGACCUCUGAAGCUAGUCUCUGGCAUACCUAGUCUACAAGUUGUUUUGAAAUCCAUCAUCAAAGCCAUGGCGCCUCUGCUUCAGAUAGGAUUACUGGUUUUAUUCGCCAUCGUUAUAUUUGCAAUCAUAGGGUUGGAAUUCUACUCUGGUGCCUUACAUAGAACUUGUUAUAGCCUUUAUAAUAUAGAUGAAAUAGUGAAAGAAGGCGAAGAAGCAGUACCGUGCAAUACGGACAAUGAAACACAAGCAAAAAACCAAGGAAGUAACUGGUGUCGAGAUGGGAAUUCGGUAUGCUUGGAGAGAUGGCAGGGUCCAAAUAAUGGUAUUACAUCAUUCGAUAAUAUUGGGUUCGCAAUGCUCACUGUUUUUCAGUGUAUUACUAUGGAGGGAUGGACAGCCAUUUUGUACUGGGUGAGUAAUCUAACAAUUUAUAUCUUUAAGUGA
This is a messenger RNA of Leptinotarsa decemlineata (Colorado potato beetle), 509 nucleotides long. RefSeq names its product calcium voltage-gated channel subunit cacophony. Gene Ontology annotation, cellular component: membrane; voltage-gated calcium channel complex. Gene Ontology annotation, biological process: chemical synaptic transmission; calcium ion import across plasma membrane. The record is from RefSeq and is a predicted model, not a curated record. Gene Ontology annotation, molecular function: high voltage-gated calcium channel activity; calcium ion binding. Lineage: Eukaryota; Metazoa; Arthropoda; Insecta; Coleoptera; Chrysomelidae.